Humulus lupulus (European hop) is the source of this 989-nucleotide messenger RNA. RefSeq names its product structural maintenance of chromosomes flexible hinge domain-containing protein GMI1-like. Bases 33 to 926 code for a protein of 297 amino acids. NCBI's taxonomy places the organism in Eukaryota, Viridiplantae, Streptophyta, Magnoliopsida, Rosales, Cannabaceae. The transcript is spliced from 6 exons. The record is from RefSeq and is a predicted model, not a curated record.
UACCGGUUGAAAGUACUGAAUGGAAAAACCAGAUGGAUAAGCGGCUUCAUAAAUCUCCAUCUACAAUUGACUUGCUAAGCCCAAAAGAAUGUGAAGAAUUAGAGGUUGGGGUAGAGGAAUUGCCUGUCAUUGCUACUGCAGGACAAGUUCCUCCCAAGGAAGUUGUAGCAGUUGUUCGGCCUUCUAAUUAUGUAUCUAAACAUGAUUCAAGAGCUUUGGAUCAGAGAUUUAUAUUUAAAUGUAAUGCAGACAUGAUAUUGGAACUGAAGCACACCGGCCAAAUGAAAGAUCCUCAAAAACUUAACCAUGUUUAUACGAAGCGUGUCUCACCUUCUUCAGAUCAUGUAAUCCAUGGUAUAUAUGUCUUUCCAAUAGGGAGCAAGUUCCCGUGUUUGUUUCGAGAGGCGGGAGUAUACACAUUUUCAUUUUCUCUUACUGAUUCAAGUUGUAAGCCAUUUGUCAAGAGAGUUAAAGUCAAGGCAUCUUCUGAGAUAGGGAAGUGGGCACUUUUAAAUGAUGAGCAGAGCCAACCUUUUAGUGUGAGUGUUGGUUCAACUUUGAGUCCUCUCUCAAUUGCAUGUUACGACAUCUAUGACAAUAGAGCUCCUUUUCCAUCUAAUCCUGAAGUUGUUGUCAAGCUCGAAGCAGAUGAGGACUCAGUUUUUCAUGUUAGAAAAUUUAAGAGUAACCUUUCUACUUCAAAUUUGUUCCUAAAAAUUGAGGACUUACUGAUUGAAAGCAAUGACUUGGACAAGAUCAGACCUGGUUACAAAGCCACUCUAGUCAUAUCUAACUCAGAUGGGAAAUUCUCUGUUUCCAUUCCUUGCCAUGUAACUCCAGGUUGUUUGAACCAUGUUAAAGCCCAACAAGCAAUUUUGGCUGACCAACUUCUGCCAGGUUGCAUUGUUAAAGAGCUUGAAUUAUAGGUGUAUCAAUCAUUUUCACUUUUGCAUACCAAUUCAAAAACUUUUACAGUAUAGAUUUUUAUU